AUGCAGCCCAGGCUUUUGGUGUUUUGCUUCUUAGCCUUGUUGAUAGGCGGGACUCUUUACUCAACCAAGAAGAAAGAAUAUUUAGUUACGGUUUCCAAUAACAUAUACGAUACUCGAGCUUACGCGAAGGAACCGGUUCCAUCACCCCCACGCUUUCUCCAACAUUAUCAAUUCGAGCCCGAGAAGCCCAGCCAGAGUAUCGAACCAGACAAUAUUCUCUCAACCCACCCACGACUUUUCGGGAAUCUAACAAAGUGGGACUGUCUGCCAGCCCUCAUCGAUAGUGACUUAUACCUGUUAAGCUGGAACGAGACUAUCUUUGCUAGAGCAAAUGAAUGGUAUCCCCAGGACCCCCUUCGAUACCCGGUUCCGCCGGGUGUGCCAUUAGAUGGCAAUGGGGCUCUCGACGUUGCUAGGGAGCUGCAAUGGCGUAUCAAGCACUGGGCAUAUGCUUAUCGCCUGACCAUUGAUGAACGCUGGAAAGAUCGCAUAUGGAAAGAGCUUUUGGUCGCUUCUGGGAAUUCCACGCAAUAUUUUGGUGAAAAUGAAGAUAAUUGGAACUCCAGUCAUUGGCUUGACGUCGGUGAGUUCUUGGUGGCAUUCUCAUAUGCUUAUGACUGGCUGUAUGAUGCCUGGACGCAUCAACAAAGGGAGGCACUUAUGUGGUCUAUGAUCUCACUUGGAUUGAAGAAGGGUCUUGAGGCUUAUGACUCCAAUGCAUGGUUUCUAAGUGUCCGAGGGAAUUGGAACUGCGUGACGAACGGAGGCAUGAUUAUCGGCUCUCUUGCAGUGUAUCAUGAGGAUCCAACUGGGGUUGCUCAAGCGCUCCUACCAAUGGCGAUAGAGAAUGCAAAGAAUUACUGUUCACAGGCCGUUGAAUCGGAUGGAACAUGGACAGAGACUCCAGAUUAUUGGCACUUUGGCACACAAGCCCACUCGCAGCUCAGUUCAGCCUUACUAACUGCCACGAGCAACACUCACGGCAUGUUGACCUCUAAUUCAGCUUUCAAAAACACUUCUUGGUUUCAUAUAUACAAUAAUGGUCUGACGGAGAAAUUCAACUACGGAGAUUGCGGCCCUCCAAAAUUCACAGCCACUGCAAACUCCCUCUUUUUCUACGGGACUGCAUUUAAUAACCCAUCAUAUAUCCUGUAUCAGCACGAUAGGCCAGACGCUCCUGACCCUCUAUCUAUGCUUUGGUACAAUCCAAGAAUUGAGGGUUCGUGGUUUUAUGACCUUCCUCUUGACAGGGAGUUCCCUGAUCCGAACAGUGCAUGGGUCUCAAUGAGAUCAUCAUGGACCGAUAUAAAAGGGCUGUUCGUUGCCAUGAAGGCUGGUAGAGGGUUAGGACAUCAAACACACGGCAAUCUUGAUGCCGGAGACUUUGUUCUCGACGCCCUUGGGGAGCGAUGGGCUGGCGAACUCUGCCAAGAUAAUUACCUGUCGCCAGGCUACUUCUCCAGCGAGGCUUCAGAUAGUGAACGGUGGUCAUAUUAUCGAUGUGGAACUCAGGGGCAGAACACGAUCGUGUAUAACGAUAGUAACCAAGCUGUUAAUGCGUAUCCUAGCACGCGUUUUGGUACCACCCAAGCCGGUAUAACUGAUGACAAUCAUGAUCUUAAAUAUGAUACGAGCUUUUGGGUAGCUAAUCUUACAUCCUCCAACAACGGAACCAUGAUACAGCGGGGAGUAAGACUUCUACAAAACCGGAGACAAGUCUUGAUUCAGGACGAAUUUACAUACACUCGGUUUGGAAGUCAAUGGCGAAUGCAUACAAAUGCCUCCGUAACGUAUAGUAAUAAUGGCAGGACCGCCCACCUUCGUAUGAAUGGAAAGCGGAUGGAUGUAUCCAUUGACUAUCCCCCAGAGCUGUACUUCUACAGCCAAGAAGCUGUAAGAAUAUACAACGAACCGCAACUUUCAUUAGGGGCGAUAGAUAUGGCGAAUCCGAAUGUUACUGUCCUCACGGUUGAUGUCCCUGUCGGGAAUGUAACACUAAUCACAAGAUUUGUUCCUCAUUGGGGACGAGGGUUCCAGGCUAUUGUUCCACCGUUGAUUGAUCUGGCACACUGGACUCUGUCGUCACAUGAGCUAGAUAUCUAA
Molecule: messenger RNA, 2103 nt
Organism: Talaromyces marneffei
Lineage: Eukaryota; Fungi; Ascomycota; Eurotiomycetes; Eurotiales; Trichocomaceae
Exons: 6
Coding region: 1-2103 (700 amino acids)
Source: RefSeq, a predicted model, not a curated record